Dracunculus medinensis (Guinea worm) is the source of this 105-nucleotide messenger RNA. The record is from the annotation of a GenBank genome assembly. Lineage: Eukaryota; Metazoa; Nematoda; Chromadorea; Rhabditida; Dracunculidae.
AUGGAUGGUAGUGGUGGUAAUCCUUCAUCUUAUCAGCAUUUAUUUUGGGUUAUGCCUGUUUUUGGUAUUGCUAGUCAGAGGAGAUUAUAUUUGACUGAUAAGUAG